AACAAAGCUAGUUUUUCAUCUCUAAUUUGUUAAAUAUUUUCUACAUAAUGCCCGCCCACUGCGCGGUGGCAAAUUGCAGCGAUAAAUACGUACAUGGCGGUAGCAUUUCCUUUCACAGAUUUCCGUUUAAGCGAAAGAAUUUGUUGCAAAAAUGGCAGCAAUUUACGAUGCGCAGUGCUCAGUGGAUGCCGUCCAAGUGGAGCGCAGUAUGCAGUCGCCACUUCCUUGAGACGGACUUUAAUUGCACGAACAAUCGGAAAACAUUGAAGAAAAAUGCAGUCCCAACUGUGCGCGUGGAGCCCGACUCACCUGCAUCAGAGGCAGGCAAACAGACCUUGUCCAGCACAGCGGAGGGGAUAGCCUCGACGAACGGCACAAAGACGACAUGUCGUUUCUGCGGCCUGUCCGCACCGUAUUGUGUGUCCUUCGAUAACAGCUUUGAGUUGUUCGGCAUGGUGCAAAAAUGCUUUCCAACGCUGCAAAUACUGCAGGACGACACGCUACCGAAGGACAUAUGUGGAGAGUGCCAUAAGCAAUUGCAGCGCUUUUCGCAAUUCAUCGAUGUGGUAAUGCAGGCGCAGAGCGAUCUGCAACGCAAGUAUCGACGACAGCCGAAGAUUAAGCAGGAGCCGGCGGUGCGCGUGAAGCAGGAGGCUUGCGAAAGUCUGGACAACUUGUUUCCUGACGAACUGGACAUGGGCAUGGACGAGGGCUGCUGUGAGCACGAGCAGGUGACGAGCGACGAAGCCACCGAGCAGAAGCUGCAAUUCUGUGACUUCCCCAUGCUUAAUGCCCAGGACAUCAUCAACAACUGUGAUAUCAUGGAGAUUAUCAAUCUAGAUGAUCCAUUUAUUAACAUCCCUGAUGAUUCGGAUGUGGUUCAGCAAUCGCAGACCCAAGCCGCGCAUCCUGGUGCUGUGAAUGCGACUAAUCUGCAAAGUGCGACUGAAAUGCUGCAGGCUGAGAUGCUUACCGAGGAGCACAACUAUGCCAAAGAGGACUGGCAGCUGCCUCCGCAUCAGUACAAGACGGAGAAGCUGGAAUGUUCUGAACAGGCGGAACAACAGACCGCUGCCUCUGCUGCUGCUACGGUGAAGCCCCCGCCAGAGCCACGUUCCAGCAGACCGAUUGUUACGAAUGUUAGUGAGAUUCCCAAUCCCUUGCUGUGUGAAUUGUUGCCUCCUCCAACUGCGACCUCCACAUCGCUAGCAGCCAACACUACACCCACCAGCAAGCCCAACAUAGUAGUCCUCAAUGACAGCGUUGUGCCAUUUUCAGCAGACUUUCGUUUCCACAAUUGCACGCUCUGCACGGCAAAGUUCUUCACCGCCGACAGCUUGAAUCAGCACUAUGCGCAUACACAUGUCGCCAACAGUCAGCCGCCGCCGAUGGUCAGUGUGCCACUCCUUAAUGUUAGCACCACUAAAGCGAUGCCACUGAAGCUGGAGACAACUAGCAGCACACAGAGUUUGCCCAGCGUGCCUCUACUGAGCGCACACAAUGACUAUUGGCAGGCCAGCGAUGCCUGGCGGCCCAACGCUAUGUUUCAGCCUGGGACGGGGCUGCAAGCGCCGAAGAAGAAAAUUGAUAUUUUGGACAUGCAGCGAAGUUUCCUUCAUCAUGAUGAUCUUAUGCCCAAGUUGGCCACACAUUUGCCGCCACAACCUCCGCCGGAUACCUCUCAUUCCAUAAUCAGCACGGUAGAUCCGAGCCUCAAUGAUGUUUCAGCGAAUUAUGCCAAAUUGUCCGCCCGCUUUCGCCGUCUGCAGCGGCAGUGUCGAAAACUAAAGGAUGUUUCCAAAGCCAGAGCAGCACGCCGAAGCUGUCGCCAAUGCUCGAAACGAUUCACUAGCAUACGAACACUUUUACGCCAUCGCAGACUGAAGCGUCACUUUGUGGCAAAACCGCAGCAUUUUGCUGCCAAGUGCUGCGGCUGCUUUAGACUCUUUUACUCCCGUCUCGGCCUGCGCCAACAUAUGCGCUACAUCUGCCAGUCGUUGCCGCUGCGUAGCACGCGUCUCAAUAGUUUCAAGUGUCGCCACUGCCAUGCGAUAACGUUCACUCAUUGGCGAAUCUAUCGGCGUCACGAACUCAAGUGCCGCACUCGACAACUCAACCUGGGAAGUCAGAUUAUGUCCAAGCAUCUGCCGAAGCGCUCGCGGCGAAACCUUCCCGUCCGCACCGUUGGCGGAAGCAACAAAAACAGCUGCCACGUAUGCCAGAAAACAUUCAGUUCAGUUACUGGACUCAAGCAGCAUUUGGUCACCCACACGACGGAGCGUCGCUACAAAUGUGGCAUCUGCGCGAAGGUCUUCAAACGACGCAAUGGACUGUCGCAGCACAUCAAAGGCUUUCACUUGCAACUCAAGCCGCACGAAUGUCCUGUAUGCAAGCACCGUUACGCCCUCAAGUGCGACAUGCUGCGUUGCCGGCACUCCCAACGACGUGGUGGGGGAGCCCCAGGCACCGCCACCUUCUCCGCCAUCGAAGAAUGAAACAUGCCCCCAGCAUCUCCAUACAUACAAUUCUAUACUAACCACUACUCGGAACACAACAAGCACAUAUCUGACCAAAAACAUUCUAGGAUUCAUGGAUCUCUUCCUACUCUGUUAGCUUCUUCACUAAGAAGUAAAAAGGAAAUUCUCCCCUUUUUAAACAUUAUGGACUUAGAUUUUAAGGAAAACUGUUAACUAUUCAAUAGCACCUAAUUGGAAUUAAAAUCAGGUGGACACGAUCAAUCAAUGACUUGUUAACUCGGAAACCCCGAUUACACACCAACAUUUGAGAAAUGUUGCAAGGAAGAUUUAUAGAAGAAAAUUAAUUAAUUAAUUAAUUACAGAAACAUAAUCAGCGAGCUAUUGUUUUCCGAUACGGCACAUCUGGUUUUGCAUCCCAUCUAUAUACUGAGGAACCGCAGCUGCCAUGGGUUUAGCAAAUAAAUGCGAGUCCAUUGACUGUUUGUAUUAUAUACAUUUAUUUAUUUGCAUGUGUCAAGAUAUAUUAAAAGGAUACUAUUAUUAAUUAUCCUACUUGCUGUUGUUACA
Molecule: messenger RNA, 3044 nt
Organism: Scaptodrosophila lebanonensis
Lineage: Eukaryota; Metazoa; Arthropoda; Insecta; Diptera; Drosophilidae
Exons: 2
Coding region: 48-2495 (815 amino acids)
Biological process (GO): regulation of DNA-templated transcription
Cellular component (GO): nucleus
Molecular function (GO): RNA polymerase II cis-regulatory region sequence-specific DNA binding; DNA-binding transcription factor activity, RNA polymerase II-specific; zinc ion binding
Source: RefSeq, a predicted model, not a curated record